GAAUAGUAGUGUGACAACUCCUGAAAAUGGUAAAUUCAAAUCCUACCUCGCCUCAGCUGUCGCCCGUCGAUGAGCAGGAAAAGUUAUUGGACACGGCUCUUGGAGUCGUCAAAGUCCAGGCAUUGGAGAUGAAGCGGUGUCUGGACAGGAGCAAACUCAUGGACGGCCUCAAACAUGCGUCCACGAUGUUGGGCGAACUCCGAACUUCGCUUCUCUCGCCUAAAAGCUACUACGAGCUUUAUAUGGCCACGACUGAUGAGCUGCGAUAUUUGGAACAAUACCUUCUGGAUGAAUUUCAAAGAGGCCGUAAAGUGACAGAUUUAUACGAGCUCGUUCAAUACGCCGGCAACAUUGUGCCCAGGCUAUAUCUUCUGAUAACAGUUGGCUUGGUGUACAUAAAAACAAACGACUCGAUCAAGAAGAAUCUGCUGAAGGACAUGGUUGAGAUGUGCCGUGGCGUGCAACACCCGCUGCGUGGUCUCUUCCUUCGAAACUACCUCUUGCAGUGCACCAGGAACAUCUUGCCAGACACCGUCGAGGCUGAGGACGAGAACGAGGGCACGGUCAAGGACUCGAUCGAGUUUGUCCAGUCGAAUUUCGCCGAGAUGAACAAACUGUGGGUGCGAAUGCAGCACCAGGGACAUUCCAGGGAGAAGGAAAAGCGCGAGAGGGAACGAGAGGAAUUACGUUUGCUGGUCGGAACUAAUUUAGUCCGCCUCUCGCAACUCGAGUCCAUCAAUGUUGAGCGGUAUAAGAGGCUCGUACUGCCCGGAAUUUUGGAGCAGGUUGUCAGCUGCCGAGACGCUAUUGCGCAGGAGUAUUUGAUGGAGUGCAUCAUUCAGGUGUUCCCAGACGACUUUCACCUACAAACGCUGCAUUCAUUUUUGAAAGCCUGCGCCGAACUUCAGCCAGGAGUGAACGUCAAAAACAUUAUUAUCGCCCUGAUUGACAGGCUAGCUUUGUACUCGCAAAGGGCGGACGGUGGCAUUCCCGCGGAGAUUCGUCUCUUUGAUGUUUUCUCUGAGCAAAUCGCCCAAGUCAUAGAGGCUCGGCAAGACAUUCCAACAGAGGACAUCGUCGCAUUGCAGGUUUCUCUAAUAAAUCUGUCGCUGAAAUGCUACCCUGACAGGGUAGACUAUGUGGACAAAGUGCUCGAAACCACAGUGGACAUUUUCAAGAAGAUGGAGCUCCAAAGGGUGCAGUACAACAGCGCCGUGUCAAGAGAGCUAUCUAAAUUGAUGAAGAUUCCGAUCGACAACUACAACAACAUCAUGACUGUGGUGCAACUGGACCACUUUGCCCCUCUGAUUGAGUAUUUUGACUUUUACGGAAGGAAAGAUCUGUCGGCGUAUCUGGUCACAAACGCUCUUGAAAACGAGACCCUCAUUCCAACGCAAGAGCAAACAGACACUCUGCUCACGAUGAUUGAUUCGAUGAUUCAGGACCAGUCUGAUCAGCCAGCGUCUGAAGAGGACCCAGAUGAUUUUGCUGAAGAGCAAGGCCUGCUUGGAAGAUUUAUUCAUCACUUGAAAUCCAACGUCCCUGAUCAGCAGUAUCUGAUCCUGACCGCCGCCAGAAACCACUUUUCGCUUGGGGGUGCCAAGAGGAUAAAAUACACGCUGCCACCUCUCGUGUUUCAAGCAUACCAGCUCGCCUACCAGUACAACACUCUGAGAGAAGAGGAUCCUAAAUGGGACAAAAAGUGUCAGAAGAUCUUUCAAUUUUGCCACCAAACAAUAAACGCACUGACCAAGGCCGAGCUGGCUGAGCUUCCGCUGCGGCUUUUCCUGCAGGGUGCCGUCGCCGCUGGCUGCAUCGAGUUUGAGAACCAUGAGACGGUGGCCUACGAGUUUAUGUCUCAGGCGUUUUCUCUCUACGAGGACGAAAUCUCUGACAGCAAGGCGCAGCUAUGCGCAAUCACGCUGAUAAUCGCGACGAUCGAGCAGAUGUCCUGUUUCGAGGAGGAAAACCACGCGCCGCUGCGGACGCAGUGCGCGCUGGCUGCGUCGAAACUGCUGAAGAAGCCGGACCAGUGUCGCGGCGUGAGCGUGUGCUCGCACCUCUUCUGGUCAGGCAAGUCGCGCGCGAGCAACGGCGAGCCGCUGCGUGACGGCAAGAAGGUGGUCGAGUGCCUGAACAAAGGCUCUCGCAUCACGAACCAGUGCAUGGAGCUGAGCGUCAAGGUGCAGCUGUUUGUCGAGCUGCUCAACUACUACGUUUACUUCUUCGAGAAGGGCAACGAGCAGGUGAGCGUGCAGACCCUCAACCAGCUGGUCGCCAAGAUCAAAGAGGAGCUGCCCAACUUGGAGGCUAGCGAGGAGACGGAGCAAAUUAACAAGCACUUCACCAACACGCUCGCGCACCUCAGAGCCAGAAUGAGUGCGCCGGACGUGAACACGGUUAACUUUGAGGGCCUAGUUAUUUGAAUUAGUCGACCAAUGUCUCAUUUUCAGGCUACGUGAAUUAACAUUACAUUAUUCUACUGUGAAAUAAAUUAUGAUUUAGGUUAGGUAAAUUCAAAAAAUAUAUAAAUAAAAUACUGCAAUGGUUUUAUAUGAUUUUUAGGUGCUUUCUUUCGAGUAGAUCGUCGAAAUUCUCAAAAAGCAUCUAAAUUUGUGUCUGAAUUAUUCGGUAUUUAAAAAUAAAUUGUUGAAUAACCUGGAAAACAAAUAAUUUAUGACUGCGCUCUGAUGAAUCUUGAAGACUAACGCCCUUGCAAUGUAAACUGUCUGUUAUGCUAAUUAUAAGGUGCCUCCUGGCCCAACAUUAUGCUGUGUUUGUAUAAUUUUUCCAUAUAUAUCAUGUUGUAGGAGUUAUUAAAAGGAAAAUAAGAAUUUAA
Messenger RNA from Cloeon dipterum, 2839 nucleotides. RefSeq names its product Vacuolar protein sorting 35 (gene Vps35). The record is from RefSeq and is a predicted model, not a curated record. Gene Ontology annotation, biological process: intracellular protein transport; retrograde transport, endosome to Golgi. Gene Ontology annotation, cellular component: retromer, cargo-selective complex; late endosome; retromer complex. The coding region runs from base 27 to 2426 and encodes 799 amino acids. The transcript is spliced from 12 exons. NCBI's taxonomy places the organism in Eukaryota, Metazoa, Arthropoda, Insecta, Ephemeroptera, Baetidae.